AUGGAAUAUAUGGAAAUGGAAUUAAAAGUUUUGAAAAUUAAUCAUGCCGCUGUGAGAAGACUUUUGAAGGAAUUAAUAUUCUACGAAGAGGAAGAAAAGGAAUUAAGAGGCAAAUUAAACACCCUUAAGGAUGAGAAUAAGAGUGAAAACGAAAUAAAGAGGGCAAAAGAU
Plasmodium gaboni is the source of this 171-nucleotide messenger RNA. RefSeq names its product putative tubulin-specific chaperone a. Lineage: Eukaryota; Apicomplexa; Aconoidasida; Haemosporida; Plasmodiidae. The annotation marks the transcript as partial. The transcript is spliced from 2 exons. Gene Ontology annotation, biological process: post-chaperonin tubulin folding pathway; tubulin complex assembly. The record is from RefSeq and is a predicted model, not a curated record. Gene Ontology annotation, molecular function: beta-tubulin binding.